Molecule: messenger RNA, 2079 nt
Organism: Paramuricea clavata
Lineage: Eukaryota; Metazoa; Cnidaria; Anthozoa; Malacalcyonacea; Plexauridae
Source: the annotation of a GenBank genome assembly
AUGUCUGCAGAAAGUAUUAAUUUAUUUCAUAGCGGAUUGGAAAAAGCGUUCGAGCGACUAGGUAAGCAAAAUAUUGAGCUAAAGGAAUGUCAGUACGAAGCAGUGAAGGCUGUAGUUGUUGGUCGGAAGGACAUAUUUUGCGUCUUGCCUGCUGGUUAUGGAAAGUCACUCAUAUACCAGCUUCUUCCAUUCGUGUUUGAUGCCUACUUGGGUCGUGAAAAUACGAAUUCUACUGGUAACUCAGUAAUUGUUAUUUCGCCAUUAAACGCCUUAAUGGUUGAUCAGAUUACUAAACUGAAAAAGCACAUGGAUGUUAGUGUUUUGAAGGCCAGCAGGGAAGCAACGUCACCAAAGCACAGCAUGCGGUCGGAGAGGGGUUCAAUUUAUCAUCAAAUUGCUCAUCCAAAUCAGAUAAUAUUUGCUCACCCAGAAGCCUUAUUGGAAGAUAAGAAAAUGUUUCAAAAUAUUUUGAAGUCAAAGUCAUAUCAAGACUCUGUUAAAGCUAUUGUGAUUGACGAAGCACAUCUAGUGGAAGAAUGGUAAGAAUUUUAUUUUAAUAUAAUACUGAGUUUUAAAUUAUAAUAUGGUUGAGGUGCAAAACAUGUAAAAAAACAUUCAGAUUGAGCCUGAACUAUAAUUAUUAUAUAGCAAGUUUCAAAGUUCACUUUUCCUAUAGUUUUAUUGAUCGAGGGUAUGUCAAGUUAGAGUCAAGAAAUUAAUAUUAAGCUGUCUCCCUCUGACUUUCCGGCGAGCAUAGGUCUCUAGAGCACUGGAGCCAGCAGGGCACCCUUGGAGAGACUCCACAGACUCAAUGGGUAAAAGAGUAGGAAGCAUGAUGAUUGUGCAUUGCAGCUGGACUUAUUAACCAUUACUGAACAUAUCUUUUUCUUGUUUAGGAAAAGUUUUAGACCUUGUUAUGCGAAAAUUGGUAUGCUGACAAGUAUUUUUUCCAAGAUCCCAUUUUUGGCAAUGACAGUAACUGCCACGUUGCAGAUGAAAAAGGAUAUUACAACCAGUCUAGGAUUGAUCGAUCCAAAACAUAUUGAGAUAAGCCCUGAUCGUCCUAAUAUCUUCUUCAGCUCAUUGCCAAGACCUGAUAGAGGGGAUGAUAAGCUUCAACCUAUAUUAACUCCUCUUAUUGCAGAAUUAAAGGUAAAACGGUUGGAUUUCCCUCUGACAUUAGUUUAUGGCAACUUGCAAGUUAUUGGAGAAUGUUUUUUGUUUGCAAGCAAUAUGUUGGGGCCUUUGCAAUAUGAGCCAGUACAAUCUAGCAAACAUUCAGCGAACAGACUAUUCACACAGUUUCAUGCGCAAUAUCCAGAACAUGAACGGGAAAGGAUUAUACAGGAUCUGGUAAGUGGUCAGUCCAAGUUAAGGCUACUAUUUGUCACUGUGGCGUUUGGUAUUGGUGUUGACGUCCAUGACAUCCGUAGGAUUAUUCAUAUUGGAGUCCCUCGUACAAUUGAGGAAUAUUUUCAAGAAGCUGGUAGAUGUGGACGAGAUGGACUUCCAGCAUCUUCCACAAUAUAUUACAACUCAUAUGAUUUAGCAUCAUCUCGUAACAUUUCACCCCCCAUGAAAGAGCUUGUAACUGUGGCAGAUAAAUGCAAAAGGGAAAUAAUUUUGGAUUACUUUGGUUACAAAGUAGCAAAUUGGAUUAAACCAGAGCAUACUUGCUGUGAUUUUCAUCAACAGAAAUGUAGCUGUGAUGACUGUGUUUUGAGUUCAGCUGCUGAAAUGUUAGAAAAUGCUGAUUCUGGUGUAUUGGAUCCAUAUGUUAUUAAUGAUCCUGACUACAUGGAAGCUGUUGAAGAAAGAUCUCUUUCUCUUACAACUAAGCAAAAAGAUUUGCUAAAGGCAUACUUAUUGAAUUACAGGCAGUUCCUUCAUGGCUAUGGAAAGAGUUGUGUUGGAAAUGUUGGAUUAUUUACUGGGUUUAGUUUGGAGCUUGUUGACACAAUUAUUGCUCAUGCUAGUGAGCUGACAUCACUUGAUGAGGUAAAAGCUAAACUGCCAUUAUUUGAUGAUGUGGUUGCUUCUGUAAUUUUUGAAAUUUUAAGGAGUAUCAAAAACACUUAA